Molecule: messenger RNA, 1365 nt
Organism: Glycine soja
Lineage: Eukaryota; Viridiplantae; Streptophyta; Magnoliopsida; Fabales; Fabaceae
Product: probable acyl-[acyl-carrier-protein]--UDP-N-acetylglucosamine O-acyltransferase, mitochondrial
Exons: 11
Coding region: 18-1070 (350 amino acids)
Biological process (GO): lipid biosynthetic process
Molecular function (GO): acyl-[acyl-carrier-protein]-UDP-N-acetylglucosamine O-acyltransferase activity
Source: RefSeq, a predicted model, not a curated record
AAUUUGGGCUAUGUCUGAUGGUGAAAAGCAAAGCAAAAAUGUGGUGUCUCAGGAAAGUAGGAACUCGCAGCCACUUCUCCCUUUCUUCUGCGCUCCAUCAGUCUCAGCCACGCUCCUUCUCUUAUGUUGCAGACGGGGAGAGGUUUGACAGUUGCAUCCACCCCACUGCCGUUGUUCAUCCCAAUGCCGUCAUUGGCCAGGGUGUUUCGAUUGGUCCUUUUUGUUCUGUUAGCUCCUCUGCAAAGCUGGGGAAUGGUUGUCAACUACAUCCUGGAAGCCAUGUUUUUGGAAGUACAGAGUUAGGGGACAAUUGCAUGUUGAUGACUGGUGCUGUUGUUGGUGAUGAUUAUCCUGGAUGUACUGUCAUUGGAAGCAAUAACACGAUAGGAUAUCAUGCUGUGAUUGGUGUCAAAUGUCAAGACAUGAAAUACAAGCCAGAGGAUGAAUGUUACCUGGAAGUUGGACACAAUAAUGAUAUUAGGGAACAUACUUCAAUCCACCGAUCUUCAAAAUCAACCGAUAGGACGGUUAUUGGUAAUGCCAAUUUUAUAAUGGGAUCUUGUCAUAUUGCCCAUGAUUGCAAGAUUGGUAACAACAAUAUUUUUGCGAACAAUACUCUCCUAGCUGGGCAUGUCGAAGUGGAAGACUACGUUCACACUGCAGGUGCGACUGUUGUUCAUCAAUUCUGUCAUCUUGGCUCUUUCUCUUUUCUUGGUGGUGGUUCUGUGGUUUCACAAGAUGUCCCAAAGUACAUGAUGGUAGCCGGAGAAAGAGCUGAGCUUCGUGGUCUAAAUGUAGUGGGCCUUACUCGAUGUGGAUUCAGCAUUGCAGAGAUCAAGAGCAUGAGAACUGCUUAUCGAAAGAUAUUCAUGUGUGUUGAUGCAAAUGCUGGGUCUUUAGAAGAAAGGCUUGCAGAAGUGGUAUUGUUUGUGUUCGUCUAUUUCUUUGAGGAGCAGCAUGAGGAAUUGGUUCAUGUUCCUGCUGUGCGUGCUAUGUUGCAGUCUAUUCGCAACUCAUUUGCUGAAAAUCGUCGUGGAAUAUGCAGGUUUAGACAAUGGAAUGCCUCUUGAAGCAUGCUGAGGUUAUGAGAUGUCAUGCAGUUCUUUUCUCUCCAUCAUGAAGCCUAUGGGAGACCAUUUAAAGUGUAGUUGGUUUACGAUGGAGCAGUUCUUUUCCUUGUUAUAAUCUGUGUAAGAAGAGUUUGUUGUAUUAUUAAGCGAUCGUAGGAAGCGAGAAAUGGUCGUGAAUCUCAAAUUUUGUAUAGGUACAGAUUUGUAUGCUGAACUCAGGAGUCAGGAAUCUCUACCCUCUACUCAUUCUCCACAUAAUAGACUAAUCUUGCGUAAAUUGUCACUUUUCUCUCCA